Messenger RNA from Solenopsis invicta (red fire ant), 3456 nucleotides. It is a transcript of the gene Klp64D, whose product is annotated as kinesin-like protein KIF3A. Gene Ontology annotation, molecular function: microtubule binding; microtubule motor activity; ATP binding. Gene Ontology annotation, biological process: microtubule-based movement. The coding region runs from base 168 to 2204 and encodes 678 amino acids. The record is from RefSeq and is a predicted model, not a curated record. Lineage: Eukaryota; Metazoa; Arthropoda; Insecta; Hymenoptera; Formicidae. The transcript has 9 exons.
UAGCUGCGCGUGAUGUCAGCGGACAUCAGGCAUCGAUCCAUUUGUUUACCGAGGUCGUCUGCUAGCUCCGACAUUCCCUGACGUGUUUCGCAAAACGUGUUCGCGAAUUAUGCUGUGAGAAACGCCCGCGUUUAUGUGAUUGCUGUCCCACCGAAAACGGAUCCGCGAUGCCGGGGACCGAAGACAGCACAACGGACCUAGGAGAGAUAGAGAAUGUCAGGGUGGUGGUUAGAGUUCGGCCACUGAGCAGCAAGGAGUUGGAUAUCCACUGCAAGAAUAUAACAGAAGUGGAUGCUCUGAACGCAGAGAUCACUGUAGAGAAUCCAAAUGCAGCUCAUGGAGAGCCACCGAAGGUCUUCUCCUUCGACGCAGUGUUCGACACAGACUCAACCCAGGUGGACAUCUACAAUGAGACCGCCAGGCCUAUUGUGGACAAGGUGCUGCAGGGCUACAAUGGAACGAUUUUCGCGUAUGGCCAAACCGGCACUGGCAAAACUUACACCAUGUCCGGUGCUAAAACCUCCCCACAAGCCAGAGGAAUAAUUCCAAACACGUUUGCUCACAUUUUUGGUCACAUAGCCAAAGCUGAUGAAAAUCAGAAAUUCCUUGUGCGUGCGACAUACCUAGAGAUCUACAACGAGGAAGUCCGGGAUCUGCUCGGUAAGGAUCAGAAUACUCGAUUGGAGGUGAAGGAAAGACCGGACAUCGGUGUGUUUGUAAAGGAUCUAAGCGGAUACGUGGUGAACAAUGCUGAUGAUUUGGAUCGCAUUAUGUCUCUUGGCAACAAAAAUCGCGUUGUCGGGGCUACUGCUAUGAAUGUAUCCAGCUCCCGGUCCCACGCGAUAUUCACGAUUACAGUCGAAUCUAGUCAGAUCGGUGAUGAUGGGGAGCAACAUGUGAAAAUGGGGAAACUCCAUUUGGUGGAUUUAGCCGGAUCAGAGAGACAAAGUAAGACAAAAGCGACAGGUCAGCGACUUCGCGAAGCCACUAAGAUUAAUUUAUCACUAUCCACACUGGGAAACGUAAUAUCCGCGCUGGUUGACGGACAAAGCUCUCACGUGCCUUACAGAAAUUCCAAACUGACUAGAUUGCUUCAGGACUCGUUGGGUGGAAAUUCGAAAACGUUGAUGUGUGCAAAUAUUAGUCCAGCAGACAUAAACUAUGACGAGACUAUAAGCACUUUACGUUACGCAAACCGCGCAAAGAACAUCAAGAAUCGCGCGAGAAUCAACGAGGAUCCGAAGGAUGCUUUGCUUCGUCAAUUCCAAGUUGAGAUUGAACAGCUGCGCAAACAAUUAGAGGAGAAUGGCGCGGAGCUCUCAGAAUCUGACGACGAUUCUGUAGAUUCAGACGACUCUAAAGAAAUGAAGCGAGAUAAGAAGGCUCGACGUAGAAGGAGUCAAGUAUUAUCGGUGGAAGAGUUGGAAGACAGAGACACGGACUCGACAGAGAAAGUUGAUAAGGCCGAGAGGGACGAUAAAAGUCCAGUAGAUAAAGACGUCAUCGAAUUGAAGAAAACUCAGAGCGAGAAAGAAGCGCUGCGAGAAAAAAUGCAGAAUUUGCAGAAUAAAAUAUUAGUGGGCGGCGAAAAUCUGUUAGAGAAGGCGGAGGCUCAGGAACAAUUGUUAGCUGCCGCAGCGGUUGAACUCGAGCAACGAAAGAGCCGAGAAGAGCAAUUGAAGAGAGCCAUUAAGGCAAAGGAGGCGGAACGCAUCGACAUCGAGGAGAAAUACUCGUCUUUACAGGAAGAAGCGGCUGGAAAAACGAAAAAAUUGGCGCGUGUGUACACAAUGUUAAUGUCCGUUAAGGCAGAGCUAUCCGAUCUGCAGCAAGAACACCAAAGAGAGAUGGAAGGUCUUCUGGAGGGUGUCCGGGGAAUCGGCAGAGAAUUACAGUUACAGAAUCUCAUUGUGAAUCAUUAUAUUCCCGUUCAAUACCAGACAAUGAUCAAGAGAUAUGUUCACUGGAAUGAAGAUAUAGGCGAGUGGCAGCUAAAGUGCGUAGCAUACACCGGAAAUAAUAUGCGCAAAGCGCAGACCGCAUCGCCAGCAGGAAAUAAUAAAGACACAAUACCGCCUGACAUGUCGAACAUAUAUCUCUCUUACAAUAUCGGAUUAGAUAAUACGUUUGUGCAACCGAAGAAAACGCGAAUUCGUUCUGGUGUUCCUAGACCAACUACCGCGCAUCGACGUACACCGCACUAAACACGAAGAUCGUCGGUCGUGGAAUCGCAGAGGUUUAUCUUUACUCACAUUUUUGUAGAUCUAUUUUUUUGAAGAUUCACCCCAUGUUUACUCAAACGUGUAUCUGCAAUGUAUUGGUAACGUGGCAUGGUAGAUAAUAUUAGAUAAUACGCCCGUUCCCGGUUUUGCGAUAUUCCUGUAUUAUUUUUAAGAUCUUGUAAUUUUUUAUCUUGAUUUUUUUUUUUUUUUUUUUUUAUAUAAAAAUGUAACAUGUGUAAGGAAGAUGUUUAACUAUAUCAUGAAUUGACGACUGAAAAUAUAAGUUAAUACUUAUAUUUACAGAGAACGAAUUUGAAACGCAUUCUUUUUGAAAUUAUUUUAGAGCACGAAAGGCACGCCAUGAAAGGCAUGAGUAUUUUAUCCAAAAGUAUUCAAUUUUUUUUAUUUAUAACGUAAUGCAGCACACAAGAGUAUUCUAACACGUUCAUGAUUCGUAAAAUAUAAAAAAUACAUUUUCAUGUUAAUAUACGAGAGAGAUCAUUCCAGUAAUGUAAAAAAAUGAUACGAGUCCAUUAGAAAAGUGAAUAGCAAUGCUGUACCUGUGGAAAAACAUUUUAGAAUUUCAGAAAAUUGACGUACACAUAUAUUUAAAAAAUCAUAAUAACAUAUUUACAUAAUAUUUAUAGAAUCGAUUUAAAAUUCAGCAUUCUCUUAAGAGAAAUUUGUUCUACAUUUAGGCAUUCGUAUAUCUUCAGUAGCUUUGCUCGCUUAAACUCCCUACAUGAUUCCUUCGGACAAACUUGACAUAAGAAAUUAUACAAAAAGAUAAACUAGCUAAUACAGCAUAUAUAUAUAUUUAUAAUUAAUGUCGAGUAUUAAUGUCAAAUAAUUACGAUAGUGUUAUGAAUUUUUAUUCGACGAAGUAGCCAUUUUUAUGUGCUAUAGUGAUAUUAGAUUCGACGAAAGAUUUUAGAUAACGCGAAUGUCUGAAAGAUAUUUUGCGAGAAAAUCGUAUGCGUUUCAGACUUUUGCGUUGUCCGAAAAUAUUUUUUACUCUCUCGUAGAUCUUUUAGAAUGUCUGACGAGAUACGUGCAUUUAUUAUUUACUGUGAUACCGAAAUGCUUUCGCAUAUGUUUUCGAUUGGGUUUUCGCCAACAUUUUAUUUAGCGUUAUAAAUAGUCAGUCUACAGCAGACAGCUGAAUAUUUAUUGUUGUAGCGACGUCUUGUUUUUUUGUAUUUUUAAUUUGUGAAAUAAAAAGGAUAAAUUUUGA